CCUUAUAAUUGUGUCGAAUAGUUCUUCAACAGACAAAUAAUUGAACGCUGAAUCAUGAAGACGUGUAUGAAACAUAAAAAAAAACGGUUUUUAUAAAAUAUAGGUCUAAGUUUCGAUUUCAUUAAAUGUUGGAAGACGAAGUUGUAAAAACUCAUAUAUGGACGCCACAGUAGGAACUGAACAAUCCACACAGUUGUAUGCCAAUAACGAGGAACGAUCCAUAGUUGACGUCCUAGAUUUGGCAGUAAACCUCAAGAUCGUGGCCGCGGCCGGGUCACCGCUACUGCAGCACCGCGGACACGCUGCAGAGAACAGUUGUAGUACCCGGUCUUCGCCGGAAUUGAGUAUUAACUCACCCGUAUACCUGCAGGACGCGCUUGUGACCAGACCAUCGUCGGAGGCACCUUUUCGCGUGACAUCCAGUACGGACGCACUCGGGGAAACCAUAUUUGACGUUCAAGAUUUGGCAGCGAACCUCGAGAUCACGGCCGCGGUCGGGUCACCGGUACUGCAGCACCGCAGACACGCUGCAGAGAACAGUUGUAGUACCCGGUGUUCGCCGGAAUUGAUAAUGAACUCAGCCGUAUACCUGCAGGACGUGCAGCUUGUGAUUGGACCACCGUCGGAGGCACCUUUUCGCGUGAUAUCCAAUACGACCUCGUUGAUUGACGCGCUGGAUCUAGCCGUGGAUCGCAGGGUCACGGCGGCUGUCCUGCAGCAGCGACCGAUACGGCGGAGCCAACGUUUCCGGUCCCGGUCGUCUCCCGAACUGCGAAUCCAAUCACCUGCAGUGUGCGACAGCGUGAAGACAGCUGUCCCACCGGUACCUGCGGAAUACCCGACAGCACGAUCUGUCGAUCGGCGGAGGUCUGCCUGGAAGAGGACCAAACGAUUCGUUUGGAAGUCGUUGGUGAACAUGGCACGCAGGGUUUGCUUCUGUCAAACCUUCGCAGACGUAGAGUAAUAAUAUGUUCACCAAGUUUUCUACCUCUCCCCUACCGCCACCGUCCGCCACCCCCCUUAAAGUUUGUAAUAUUGUUCGCCCGCCAACCGCCGUCCGUCCGAUGUUUUUUGCUCCCGCGUUUGCGCCCGUUGGUGUACGCCGUUUUCCGCUGCACGCGUACUUCGUGUACCGUGCCACCAAAAUUACCAUAGUUAUCUUGUUUUUGUAAAUCAGCGUGUUUUAUAAUGUACC
Messenger RNA from Metopolophium dirhodum (rose-grain aphid), 1195 nucleotides. RefSeq lists its product as uncharacterized. NCBI's taxonomy places the organism in Eukaryota, Metazoa, Arthropoda, Insecta, Hemiptera, Aphididae. Bases 158 to 964 code for a protein of 268 amino acids. The record is from RefSeq and is a predicted model, not a curated record. The transcript has 2 exons.